Molecule: messenger RNA, 2427 nt
Organism: Salvelinus namaycush (lake trout)
Lineage: Eukaryota; Metazoa; Chordata; Actinopteri; Salmoniformes; Salmonidae
Exons: 17
Coding region: 1-2385 (794 amino acids)
Source: RefSeq, a predicted model, not a curated record
AUGUUCAGCUUGGUCAUGCAGUUCAGGCUGCCAGGAAACCACAUGACUGAAGACCCUGUGUAUAGAGUGGGCAAAACCUGUAGCUACACCCCCUGGACCUCCCGAGAGAUUCUGUGCGACCGCAACUACAUGGAGGUGUCUGUCAGAAGGACUCUUCCAGACAUCCAAACCGUCCCUGAACAGCCCACUGGAGGCCCGAAAGCAAGGAGCGGCAACUUCCGGAGAGGAGCUGAGGCUGUUGCUGCAGGAUACAAAAUGACAGCAGUCGUCUUUAGUCCUAGCAAGAAGGUCAUGAGUGUGGAUGAGGUCCAAAGAAAGGGCUAUGCAAUAGCCAACACUCCCACACGGCUGGUGUUAAGAAGCCCUCAUAAUGCAGAGGAGACAUACCUCCAGAAUGUAGCUGGGGUUCCGAUGCGGGUGCUCUCAACCUCAACCUUCUUUGAGCAGAAGUGGCUGGUUACUCGAGUAGAUGCCACGGCUGUUUGUCCAACACCAGGGGCAGUGGCCUUUACUCCAGAAGUGAUCACCUGGUACAUGCCCAAGCACAUAGACCCACUUUUCUCCUCUGAUGCCUUCACCAUGUUGGAGGUGUACAUGGGAAUUGACGCUAAGAGGCUGGACACUGAGGAAAUGGCUGCCAGAAACUACUCGGUUUUAGUCACAGAGGCUCAUAUUAUUGUUGAAAUUCCGGUGGGGGCGGUUGGCGGCUAUUUCAAGAGCCAUAUUCAGGAUGACCAGUACUUUGUCACUUACACCAUUGAGCCCAUGCUUGAGUUGCUGUGGAUCGAGGAGGUCGCACACGAGGACACACGCUACAAAGUCCUCUUCCCUAUCACAACACCUCCGAUGGCCAGGCCUCCACAAGUUCGCAACUACACGCCCUUAGACACAGUUCCUGAGCAGGCAGUGUUUGUGCUUGAGUUGGGGACCUUCAACCUUGAUGUGGAGCUGCUGAACAUCACCUUUCCCACCAUGGUGCUAACUGUUGCAGAGUGCAACGCCAGAGGCUUCAAUGUUCAGGAGCAGAGAUCCCUGGACAACACCUUGAAGAGCUUCAGGAUGGAGGUGCCCUUCUCAGACCCGGUGGUCUUUAAGGAGAGAAGGGCGGAACAAGGUGUCACAACCUUCACUCUUCAGCUGAUCUACGGCCUGGUCGUCUUUCCAGAGUACGCUCCUUUCGCUCACUCUGCCGUUGUGGACGCAGUACUGCUGGACAUUGUGCCACCCUCAGUCACUGGCAACUGUGAUCAGGAGAACUUUCACAUCACUGUGGACUACAGGAACCAAGAUCCCUUUUUCGUGGUCUUGGUUGGCAAGCGGCUGCUUAACCAUGAGCUUGCGCAACAGUAUUUGACAGAGGGCGACGCAGACUUCACCAUCACGGUGCCCUUCUCUUCGCCGGACGCAGUGUUUGAGUCGGUUCACCCGUCCUCUGUCAGGAGCAGACUGGAUGUGGCUCUGUUGAAUCCUUACAACAACAUGACCAUCAAAUACUUUUCCCUGGCUUGCAGCUUCCUCAAAACGCUGACUGAGUGUUUCUCUAACGGAACGAUGACUGCGCUGGCGGUCAAGGUGGAGUCUGCUCCCAGUCUGAACCCCGGUCAGCUGACCCUGAGCGACCCCGCCUGUGGUCCCACCUACAGCGACGAUCGCUUCGCCUACUUCCACUUCACUGUCAACUCCUGUGGCACCACCAGGAAGUUUAUCAACAAUGUCAUGCUGUAUGAGAACGAAAUCUCCUUGCCAGAUGAACUUGAGGUGAAGCUGAAUGGCACGACGUCUUCAGAGGAGGAAUAUCAGCUAAAGGUUUCCUGCUACUAUGUGGUCAGUUUUGCCGAGACUGGGACGGGUCGACAAAUGGUCAGAAUGAGACUCGCUCAGGACGCCUCGUAUAACACGUUCCACCAGGAGGAGGACUAUCCAGUGGUGAGGUACCUGAGACAGCCUCUGCACUUUGAGGUGGAGCUGACCAAGUCCUCUGACCCCAAGAUAGCGCUGGUGCUUGACCACUGCUGGGCCACCCCCAACGAGGACCGUGACUCCCGACCCCGGUGGAAUCUCAUCAUUAAUGGUUGUGAGAACCCGGAGGAUCCGUACCGUGUAGUCUUCCACCCGGUGGUAGCUGACGCCAGGGUCCACUUCCCCCCUCACGUCAAACGCUUUGAGGUCUAUAUGUUUUCCUUCGUCGAGGAUGCGGUUGAGCCGAGUGGCCAGGUCUUUGUCCAUUGUGAUGUGGUCAUCUAUGACACCAGUAGUCCCUCUGGCGGCCCCUGUAGUGGACAAUGUGUGAAUCAGGACAACCCGAAAAGAGGUCAACGACAUGUCAAAGACCUCUUUGAGGAGCGUCAUUUCUAUGUUUCUUCUGGAUACAUUCUUUGGGUGUAAUGUCUUGUUCUAACAUGUCAAAUAAAGUGUUCUAUAUAACAA